AUGGCGUUUUGGUUGAGCCUCUGCGUCGCCCUCGCUGCGAGCCACUUCCCUCUUUGUGUCGCUACAUCGCAGUACCCGUCGACCAGUUUCGAGAGCAAAUGCUCUGAUCUCAGACACGCCGCCCAACCGUCGAACAUCACGCCGCUAUACUCGGAGUACGUCCCUGCCGGAACCAACCUGGUCGUGCCCGGCCUCGAUCCGUCAUGCUUCAACUCAACCACCAUCCACGUUGACAUUUGCCGCCUCGGCUUAAAUGUAACCACGUCCGACCGCUCCGACUUCAUCAUGGAGGUCUGGUUGCCCCGGAACUGGACGCGCCGAUUCCUCUCGACUGGCAACGCUGGUAUCAAUGGCUGCAUCGGCUACGACGACAUGACAUACGCCACCGAACUGGGUUUUGCCGCGACGGGCUCGAACAACGGACACAGCGGACAAAACGGCACUCGCUUCCUGAACAACCUUGAGGUUGUCAUUGACUACUCGUACCGCUCUCUGACAAUGUCCACCGCCAUCGGCAAGCACGUCACCGACAAGUUUUACGGAAAGGCACACAGGAAGUCGUAUUACCUGGGCUGCUCCACCGGGGGUCGGCAGGGAUUCAAGAUGGCACAGGACUUUCCCGAUAUUUUCGACGGGAUUGUGGCUGGGGCGCCUGCGUUCAACUUUCAGGGCUUACUGGCAUGGUCCGGCCUGUUCCACAGCAUCAUCAAAGAGGUCGGUCCGGAGGGAGUUCCCCCACGUACGUCGUGGGCCGCGAUCGACGCCGAGAUGUCGUCUCAGUGCGACCACCUUGACGGAGCAAUCGAUGGCAUAUUCGAGGACCCUUCUUUGUGCAACUUUAGACCCGAGGCGCUUAUCUGCCGCCCCGGCGUCAACUCAGCGACGUGUCUCACCGGCAAGCAGGCAGAUACGAUUAGACGCUUCCUGUCGCCCGUCGACGGCGUCAAUGGCACUUUUGUCUAUCCACGUGCCGAGCCCUUUAGCGGCAUCGUCGGCUCCAUACUUUCGGUCUAUGGCAGCGAGCAGUUUCAGUAUACGGACCACUGGUUCAAGUAUGCCGUCUACAACGACUCCAACCUAGAUACGGAGAGCUUGACGCCCGAGCAGUGGGAAUACGCCUUCAAGCACGACCCCGCGAGUGUCAGAACGUACUCGGGCGACCUCACCCAGAUGAGAGACCGCGGUGCCAAGCUGCUGCACUACCACGGCUUGGAGGACCCCUUGAUCAGCUCCGCGAGCUCCACGCACUACUACAACCUUGCGUCCCGGACGAUGAGCCUCGCCAGCGCGGACAUAGACAGGUUCUAUCGGUACUUCCGCAUCAGCGGCAUGAGUCACUGCCUCGGCGGCACGGGCGCCAGCGCGAUCGGGAACCGCGGGGACAACAUGGCGAGUCGAGAUCCCACGGCCAACGUCUUAACUGCCAUGACUCGCUGGGUCGAGGAAGGUGUUCCGCCCGACUUUGUCACGGGCACCAGGCUCCAGGAUGCGGGAGCGCCCGGUCAAGUAGACUACACACGAAGGCAUUGCAAAUACCCGCUGAGAAACGUAAUGAAGGCCGGGGGCAAUUAUACCAACGUGGACGACUGGCACUGCGUGCUGUAG
Purpureocillium takamizusanense is the source of this 1605-nucleotide messenger RNA. Its product is annotated as Feruloyl esterase. Lineage: Eukaryota; Fungi; Ascomycota; Sordariomycetes; Hypocreales; Ophiocordycipitaceae. The record is from RefSeq and is a predicted model, not a curated record. The transcript has a single exon. The coding region runs from base 1 to 1605 and encodes 534 amino acids.